CGCGGCGCACGAGGAGGGCGGAGCCCGCAUGUGGAAGACGCUGACGUUCGUGGUGGCGCUGCCCGGCGUGGCCGUGUGCAUGCUCAACUGCUACCUGAAGGCCCAGCACGAGCACCAGCGGCCCGAGUUCGUGCCCUACGCCCACCUCCGCAUCAGGACCAAGCGUUUCCCCUGGGGUGAUGGGAAUAAAACUCUGUUUCACAACCCCCACGUUAACGCUCUCCCAACUGGUUAUGAAGAUUAAAACCAAGAUCCUGACAACAGCCAGAACUUUGGCUCCCCACCUUGAAUGUUGAGUGGGAGCCAUUUCUGGGUCACAGUUUCAGAAACUCUGUGUUUCUUCUGCGAUGGAGCUGCGUGCUGUUGUGGCCCCCGUGUGUGCCUGUGAUGGGCUCCUUUAAAUAAACAACUCUGAACGUGAA
Passer montanus (Eurasian tree sparrow) is the source of this 422-nucleotide messenger RNA. Its product is annotated as cytochrome c oxidase subunit 6A1, mitochondrial. The transcript is spliced from 3 exons. Gene Ontology annotation, cellular component: mitochondrial inner membrane. The coding region runs from base 29 to 244 and encodes 71 amino acids. Gene Ontology annotation, biological process: mitochondrial electron transport, cytochrome c to oxygen. Gene Ontology annotation, molecular function: enzyme regulator activity. Lineage: Eukaryota; Metazoa; Chordata; Aves; Passeriformes; Passeridae. The record is from RefSeq and is a predicted model, not a curated record.